Medicago truncatula (barrel medic) is the source of this 2516-nucleotide messenger RNA. RefSeq lists its product as uncharacterized. The coding region runs from base 326 to 1237 and encodes 303 amino acids. The transcript has a single exon. Lineage: Eukaryota; Viridiplantae; Streptophyta; Magnoliopsida; Fabales; Fabaceae. The record is from RefSeq and is a predicted model, not a curated record.
GUCAUUGACAGUGAAACAAGUAACACUGUUUUGUCUGCUUCUCUGUAACCUUGUUUUACUCUCAACAUUCCUUCAAAUUUGUCUUUAACUUUCCACGCUCCUCUUCUCUCUAUCUCACAACAGAUUCAUUCAUUCCUAUGUGGGGUUGUAAUCUCUUUAACACUUUCUCAGAUGUCUUGAAUUGUACUCUCAUCCAUUCAUGUUAAACUCUGUUUUUUUCAUUUCUCUGCAAAUUCUAUAUUCUCCUCAGAUACCACUUUUUUUGGUCACCCUUUUCUUUUAUUUUCUUCAUUCUUUCAAAAAGUUUGAAUUUUGAAAAAAAAAAAUGAAGGAUUUUCCAUCUUGUUUUGGUGAAAAUGCAGUUCAGGUAGCAGAUUCAUCAUCGUCUUCUUCAAGCUCAAGCAAAACUGCUCAGAAUCUGGUUAUUUGUGUUUACCAGUGUUCAAUUAGAGGUAGAUCUUGCUUGAUUACUAUUACAUGGAGUAAGAGUUUGAUGGGUCAAGGUUUUAGUGUUGGUAUUGAUGAUGCUUCAAAUCAGUGUUUAUGUAAAGUUGAUAUAAAACCUUGGGUGUUUUCUAAGAGAAAGGGUUGUAAGAGUUUAGAAGCUUACAGUUGUAAGAUUGAUGUGUAUUGGGAUCUUUCUUCAGCUAGAUUUGGUGUUGGACCUGAACCAUUGGAGGGUUUUUUUGUAGGAGUAGUUGUUGAUAAACAAAUGGUUCUUCUUCUUGGUGAUUUAAGGAAAGAGGCUUUUAAGAAAUCUAAUGCAGUUCCUUUACCUUUGAAUGCUGUUUUUGUUGCUAAGAAAGAACAUGUUUUUGGGAAGAAGUUUUUUGGUAACAAGGUUGUGUUUUGUGACAAUGGUAAAAUUCAUGAUCUUGUUAUUGAAUGUGAUACUUCUGUUGCAAGUGAUCCUUGUCUUAUAGUUCGGAUCGAUAGCAAAACUGUUAUGCAGGUGAAGAGGUUGAAGUGGAAGUUUAGAGGAAAUCAUACCAUACUUGUGGAUGGUCUUGAAGUUGAGGUUUAUUGGGAUGUUUAUAAUUGGCUUUUUGGUACAUCUUUUGGAAAUGCUGUUUUCAUGUUUAGAACAUGUUUCUCUCAAGAUAAAAUUUGGGAUGCUCAACCUGUUUCCGAUGCAAAUGUUUUGCAGUGGUCUUUCUCUCAGAGGUUUUCUGAGACCAAAUUGCAGCAACAAGGUGUUGGUUUCUCACAUAUUUUGUAUGCUUGGAAGAAUGAAUAGAGUUGCGGAAUUCCGGCAUCAUCCAAUUGAGUACUAACAGAAUCGUUAAUGAGUCGUGAAGCUGUGAUUGAAGAAUUACACUUGAUUAAAGAUGAGAACUUUUGUUUGUACUGUUUUAUCCUUUAUAUUCAUACCCUUAAUUUAUCUGUGCAUUUGAAUAGAUCUUAGAAUUUUUCUCCCCCAAUUUGAUGUAUAUUUAUCUUCAAGUGUUAAUUUUAUGAUUCAUGCUACAAAAACUAGAUGGUCAAUUGUUUAUGAUCUGUGUUGUUCAAGUGCUGCUGCUUCAUAUAUUUUAAUCUUCUUGUAUUGAAAAUACAACUUAGCAAAUAUUUAAUGUAGUUACUGCAAAGUGCAAACCAGUAAUGUCCAAUAACGUAGAAGAUAGUCAAGAUACAUAAAAAAAAGAAGUUGGAAUCAAAAUAAUAAUCACAGUGCAGCUGAGAUUAAAGAGGAAGGUUGUGACAGAGAAAGAGAUGAAUGAAUUGCAAUGAAUAUAACACUUUGCUUUCCUUCUUAUUUAAAAAAUUAUUAGAGUUUUUUUCUCUGUUUUAGGGACCUAAAGUAGUGAAAUAAUCUUCAGUGUGAGGGAUCAAUCUUCAUUCAAUACUUAUCAGAAAAUGCAUAACAAUUAAAUUCUUAAUUAUAUUAGGUGCUAAGAGGUGCAAUAUCAUUUGGCUACCAUAUGAAUUAUGAUGAGUGACAUGGCUUUUGAUGUCUAUGCCAAAUCUUUGUUCUAACUAAACUGAUAAGAUAGUGUCGUCUAUUUAUGAUUUCUGGUUCAUGACUCCUUCAGAUAAUGCCCUGCUGCUCUAUUUUAUUACUACUUGCAGAUCUAUUAUUCUCUUUAACAGCCAAAUCUAAUAAUUUAUGUCUUUAAAUCCUGCAGCUUGUCUGUUUAAUGAUUCUGUCAUACAAAUCAUGCCACAGGUAUAAGCAAUGAUUGUUGCUGACAAUGGUCAUUUCUUGUAAGAUGUACAGCUGCAAAUUCAGAUAGCAAUCGCAUAUGUAAGAGCUAAGAAACCUUGGAUUAUUCAAACACAGCAUCAAAUUGUACUGCUGCCAUUAAGUUACAGGUCUUGCUGGCUGUUGCAUUAGGGAUAUUGGUUAAAGAAUCCAUAAAUAGAAGUUUUGUCUUAGAAAUAUAAGCUUACAUUUGACAAAGUAAUAAUUACACUACUUUUUAUUAAGAACUUACUUGUUUUAAUUGCUUAACCAAUGCUCCAGGGCAUUGGUUAGCAUUCUCCUUAAGUUAUUUAUUAAUGUUGUAUCAUCCUUUUCA